AUGCGCAUGCUCUUCGCCCUCCUGUGGGCGCCGGCGGCCGCCCGCGAGCUCUCCAUUACUGAUUUCGGUGCGGUGCCCGGUGGCGCCAACAACGCGACCGCCGCGUUUGAGAACGGGAAGGCUCUGUACGACGCGCUGCGCGCCGCGCGCAAGGGCGACGUCGUCGUCGUGCCGAGCCAACGAUUCGUGAUGGUGCCCUACGCGCCGCUCUACGGCCUCGAGCACGUCGAGCUGCGCCUCGAAGGCUGCCUCGCCGCCUAUGAACCGCCGCAGGGCGAGCACGCCAAGGUGUGGCCCUUCUACCUGGGCAACUUCGAGAGCCUAAUCACGAUCCACCUGUCGUCGCACGUGACAGUUUCGGGCGGCGGCGCCUUGGACGGCCGCGGCCACAACUGGUGGGUCGCGUUUGCGCGCAACAAGCUCGCUUCAAAACGCCCCAUGCUCCUCCAGAUCGACGGCUCCACGGACAUUGUCGUGCGCGACAUCACGAUGCUCGACUCGCCAAGAUUCAAUCUCUAUCUCGGGAGCUAUUGCAAGCGGGUCCUCGUCGAGCGCGUCACGAUCCUGGCGGACUGGGCGGCGCAGGCAGCGCUGCAGAAGUCCGUACCGAUGUUCCCUUUCAACACCGAUGGUAUUGAUGUGGCCGGCCGGGACGUCACGAUCCGAGACAUCGUCGUGUCGAACUACGACGACGUCGUCGCCGUCAAGGCCGCCGAUCUGCUCUCCGACAAAACAGGGGCCGUGCCUGGCUGCACGCAGAACGUGACCAUUUACAACACCACGGUCUACCGCGGCGCCGGCCUGUCCAUCGGAAGCGUGCACCCGUCGCCGCUCAAGCCCUGCGUGGGUGUCGGCCGCGGUCAACUUCUAUAUUGAGGUUUUAGUCCGCGUGCCCGGCGAUGAGUCAGUUCGGCAAUGAGCCAGUUUGAGGAGAUCCCGUCCCCGGGGCGCGGCUUCCAGGGCUCCCGCGCUUAGGUGGGCUAGCGGCCUGUAAGACACUAGCAGCAACGACACUAGCAAGCAGCAACAGUGGCAAGCAAGCAAGUUGCAGCAGUGCACAGUCGUUCGUUGCAAAAGAGAACAGCGCGACAGGACCUACCUGUACCACAGAUUCGCCACAGCCAGAACUCGCUGCGUACGGGACCUGUGUUAGUAAAACAGCGAGGUUGCCCUCGAGAGCCAUUGAGGUUGCGGAGCGACGCCACGCCGUUUUGCAGAGCAAGUGGCUGCGUCGACGUCGCAUCGAUGGCGUGCGUCCACACAGGCCCCACGAUGCGAUCACUUCUGGCCGCAACCUGCCUCGGCGCCGCCGCGGCGUUCGCACCCGGUUUUAAGGCGGUAACCCCGCGCGCGCGCGUCGUCGUGAACAUGGAGGGCGAGGCCGACGGCUGCCGGGGCUCGGUCAAGUUCUUCUCGGACAAGGGUUAUGGGUUCAUCGAGCCCGACGACGGUAGCGAGGACAUGUUCGUGCACUUCAGCGCCAUCAACAAGAGCGGCUUCAAGAGCCUGAACGACGGCGAGACGGUCACCUACGACAAGCGCUACGACGCGGACAAGGGCAAGUGGUUCGCGGCGAACGUGGACGGGGACGGCGACGGCACGCCGCGGGAGCGGUACUAGGACGGUCUAGGACCUCGCUCGAGUCUCGACCGACACCGUUAAUUCUCGUGUACGCUUA
Molecule: messenger RNA, 1678 nt
Organism: Pelagomonas calceolata
Lineage: Eukaryota; Pelagophyceae; Pelagomonadales; Pelagomonadaceae
Source: the annotation of a GenBank genome assembly